Ascochyta rabiei is the source of this 468-nucleotide messenger RNA. RefSeq lists its product as uncharacterized. The record is from RefSeq and is a predicted model, not a curated record. NCBI's taxonomy places the organism in Eukaryota, Fungi, Ascomycota, Dothideomycetes, Pleosporales, Didymellaceae. The coding region runs from base 1 to 468 and encodes 155 amino acids. The transcript has 2 exons. Gene Ontology annotation, molecular function: acyltransferase activity, transferring groups other than amino-acyl groups.
AUGCUCGACCCCACCUUCCACAUCACGACCCCACGCCUCCACCUCUCCUACCUCGACCCCUCCAACGACGCGCACAUGGAGUACAUAGCGCGACUAAAAAACAGCCCCGAAAUGCGCGCCAUGGAAGCGCAAACCCCCGCACGCUUCAAUCCACAACCACUAACCCUGUCCACCGCGCGCGCGGCCCAAGCCGCCGGCGCCGAACGCCUCGAGCGAACAGGGACCGGCCGCUACAUCAUCUCGCUCCGCGACCCGGACCGCGCCUUCACGGAGCAGCAAGAGCGCGAGUACGUUGGCACCGUGUCCAUGCAGCUCCAGCGCUUCCCUGAUGCUGUUUGUCCCGCUGUUCCAGACGUGGGGUUCGCGCUCCUCGCCGCGUACCAGGGAAGGGGGUUUGCUCGUGAGGCUUGUACGGCGCUCAUGCGAGAACUUGGCGAGCCAGAAGCUUUUUACGAGGUUGGGGUUUGA